UGCUGGUCCCCAGCAUGGCGGCCGCCUGGCCCUCCAGGCCGGCUGCGCAGGAGACGGUGGCCGCCCAGCUCAUGGGUGUCCUGUGGUUCGUGUCAGUCACCACGGGACCUUGGGGAGCUGCUGCCAUCGCCGCCGCUGGCGGGGAGGAGACGCUUAAGUGCGAGGACCUCAAAUUGGGACAAUAUAUUUGUAAAGAUCCAAAAAUAAAUGAUGCUACACAAGAACCAGUUAACUGUACAAAUUACACGGCUCAUGUUCCUUGUUUUCCAGCACCCAACAUAACUUGUAAGGAUUUCAGUGGCAAUGAAACACAUUUUACUGGGAAUGAAGUUGGUUUUCUCAAGCCUAUAUCUUGCCGAAAUGUAAAUGGCUAUUCAUACAAAGUGGCAGUUGCACUAUCUCUUUUUCUUGGAUGGUUGGGAGCCGAUCGGUUUUACCUUGGAUACCCUGCCUUGGGUUUGUUAAAGUUUUGCACUGUCGGAUUUUGUGGAAUUGGGAGCCUAAUUGAUUUCAUUCUUAUUUCAAUGCAGAUUGUUGGACCUUCAGAUGGAAGUAGUUACAUUAUAGAUUAUUAUGGAACCAGACUUACAAGACUGAGUAUUACGAACGAGACGUUUAGAAAAACACAGCUAUAUCCAUAAGUAUUUUUUAAAAGAAACAGAUUUGGGCUUCCUUGAUUUUAAGGAGCGCACUCAGUAUGUGGGUUUCCAGAUUUUCCUUUCUCUUCACACAUCACUUUAUGGAUUCUAUAUAACUUUGUAUUAUUGGUGAUAUUUUGUUUUGUUGUUUUACUUAAAAGCAUAUUAUUCUGAGAUUUAUUUAAUUGGACUUUCUUUGAGAACUGUAUGAUAAUAGAGUCUUUCUCUGGCUACUGUCUCUAUGAGAUAAAUAGCUUAUUACCCCGAUAUUCCUUAAAGUCUUUCCUAAUGGCAGGUUGCCACUUGUCAUUUUUGCUUCUGAAAAAUAAAAAUAUGGCCUAUUCACAUUUUUUAGCUCUUUAUUGUCAAGAAAACCUUAAAUGUUGAAUGUAGCUGUCUUCUAAAUUUUGAUCCUUCAAAACAGCUAAUCCGUAGUGUGAACAAAUCCCAUUACUAUAUUGCCUGGGGCUGCGGUCAUGUAUGAGAACCCACCUGUUUUUCUGCGGCUUUCAGAUCUGUCUCUGCCUCCGUAUCCAGGGAGCGAAAGAUCACUGGGGAGUCUGAAACCUUGAGGCAACGCGGAUACUUCUGGCACUGAUUCAGGCCUCUGAAGUGUGAACUUUUUCCUUUUUGCUUUGGGAGUGAUGCACUAGCUUUUGGAAGACCAGCUGCUGACUCGUCUAGCUCAGUGCAGUUAUAUUUGAAGCUGGAUAGACAAGGUGGGAACACCAAACAGAUGAUUAAUGUCUUCCAUCUGUUAACACUGCCAGGCAGAUGCCGGCACAAGUGCCGGACGUGGUGCACCAGUGUCUGAAGGGAAGGAAGCGGCACCUGAACGCUGGCACGGCCUCUUCUUACCGUGCUUACAAGGGUUUUGGGAAGAUGGAAAUACACGAAAUUUUAUGUGCUUAUAAUACCGCCGAGGUUUUUUUAGUAACAGGCAUAACGGCUUCACAAUUACUUGAGUCCGGGCUCCCCAAGAGUAACACCAUAAUUUUUUUUAUCACUCAUAUUACUCAAAAGCAUACAGUCUAGUACAGUUGGCUUCCUAACAUGUUAGUCACUCAGCAACAGUUUCUGCAGUUGGCGGGUGAUUAUUAAGUAUUGAUAUGUGAAGUGAAUUUGGAUCGACUCCUCAUAUACACAAGGAAUGGGCCCUUUGAUUCCUUCAUUGAAAUACUGAGUGUCUACUACAUGGGAGGUACUGUUCUAGAUGCUAGGAUGCAGCAGUGAACAAAAACAUGAGCAAACAUCCCCUCCCUUAAGGAGUUUACGCUCCCCUGGGAUCUGUUUUCACAAGCGAUAGUAUUUUGGGCUGCAGUUAAGCUAGCUGGUAGAUGCCCAGUUUCUAGUAUUUCCUAGUCCCUUUUGUUUGCAGACAGUGCUUUGAAGUUUAACCUCAGGAUCACCUAAGUCCAGAUUUGAAGUCUACGUUUCUCUAGCCGUGUACGGUAUGAGAAAUCCCUGCAAUCGAAGCUUGAAAAAGUCCUUUUGAUUCUUGCAUAAUUGUUCCAGUUAUUAACUUGGCCAGGGGGAAAGUCUGUUUCAAAGCAGGUGGUUCUCAAAGUGUUUAUUCAAAUAAGCUAUACUCCAAAAGGGUUGUAGGUAAAAUCUAGAAAUAAAGUCUCUUCACAGUGCAUUCUUAAGCCUGUAGACUUUAUUUUCUUUAUAAUUUCCUAAAUUUAUAUGACAAGAACACCUCAGCUUUUCCACUUUGCUUAAUUCCCUGUUGCCUAAAAUAUGUACUUCUGUAACAAAUGGUUUUUCUGUGUCUUAUUAUUUAUUUUUUGUGUGAAUACAUUUAAUACAUGUAAUUUCAGGUUUUGUUUUAUUUUGCUUUCAUGGAGCACAUUUUAUUAUGGCUAUUUGUUAGUAGUAUCUCUGAGUACAAAUUGUAUGUUAAGGCCUCUGUAGGAGAUGUUUUAUAUAACCCUACUUUUAGAGCAGUGGCCAAAAUUGUGAGAGAUGAAUUAACUCAAUCAUUCCUUGGGUUACUCCUAAACCCUCUAGGAUGGAAUGGAAUGGAUUCUUUCAAUGCUACAUAAACAGUUAGUAUUUCUAUAGAAAUAUUUACAAAUGGUACUGCUUUAGCCUGAAAGAAUUAAUACAGUUUCCAGAAGUACCUCUUUACCCAGGAGGGUUUCUUACCUACAGUAUAUUAGAAUAAAAGAUCUUUUUAAGACUUCAAAGAUUGUGCUAUGUGUAUGGCUAGCAUCUGUUCAUGGGAUUUCUAGGACUAUAAGAAAUACCGGUUUGUGGGUGUGUUUUGUUUUUGUUUUGCUUUACAAAAAAAUGCAUGUCUUUUCUCCUUAUUUUAACCUAGAUGCUUAAGGCUAAGUUAAGUAUAUAAUACUGAUAAGCAACUAGGAAACUACAACAGAUCUAAUAGCAAGGACUAGCAAGAAGAAAAAUUAGUUCUUAAAAAGUACAAGUCUAAGGUGUUGGUUCCUCUUCCUGAUUCAAACAUCUUAACUGUAGAUGUUCCUCAGGGUUCUGACACCUUCUCCUUUUCUCCCAUUAUCUCAGCAUCUAUUUUGCUUUUUUCUAUUUACAAAAUUAAUACAACCCUAAUGCAGAAAUUCUGGGAAACACCAAAAAGUGGAAAGAAGAAAGCUCAUUCCAUAGCUCAAAGACAACAAUGUUAGUGUUUUUAUGUAUGUCCUAGUAGUUUUUCCAUGCACGUAUGUACAUUUUCUUCACAAAAAUGAUAUAGUACCCAUACUGUUUUGUAGCCUGCUGCUUCACAUUGUAAAGAUUUUUCUAUUUCAAUAAAUAUUCUUUUACAACACCA
Prionailurus viverrinus (fishing cat) is the source of this 3429-nucleotide messenger RNA. RefSeq names its product TM2 domain containing 1 (gene TM2D1). The transcript is spliced from 7 exons. NCBI's taxonomy places the organism in Eukaryota, Metazoa, Chordata, Mammalia, Carnivora, Felidae. Gene Ontology annotation, biological process: apoptotic signaling pathway. Gene Ontology annotation, molecular function: amyloid-beta binding; G protein-coupled receptor activity. The record is from RefSeq and is a predicted model, not a curated record. Bases 15 to 641 code for a protein of 208 amino acids.